AGUUCCUUAUCUCUUGCCAUUCAUUUACAAAUCUAUUUUUUAAAUUGUUAUGAAUAUCUGUAUAUGGGACGGCAGCGCAACUUUUGUUAGUUUGACAGUUUUGUAUGUUGUAAUUUGAUAUGGUUUUUGCUAAGAAAUCAGCAUUUUCAUUGCCUCUCACUCCUGUGUGUCCAGGAACCCAAACCAAAAUUAUACAAAUUCCAUUUAAAUAAAGCUGAUGAAUUUUAUUCCUAAUUUCAUAUAAUAUAUAAUUACUUUUAGCAUAAAGCCUGCAACUGACUAGAGCCUUAAGAACACUCAUACUAUCGCUUGCAAUCGUCCAAUAUGAAGUGUAGUCUUUAUGAUUUCCAAUGUAUUGUAAUGCUGACAGAAUUGCAAGUGCUUCAGCUGAAAAAAUGCUUGUACUGUGAUCAAUUUGCUCACCAGAGCCUAUCUUUGACUUGCUAUCAUAAAUUGCUAUUGAAGUAUUGUUAUCAUUCUUUGAUGCAUCUGUAUAUAUAAUUCUGUGAUUUGGCCAAUUUGAAAUCUUAUCAUAGAAUGUCUCUCUUGAAGUAACAGAACUAUCUAUUUCUAUAUUAAUAUUAAAAAAUUUGGAAUCAUAAGUUCCAUCAAAGCAUGGCCAGUUAGUUUCUGUUCUGUGAAUAUUAAAGGUUUCGAGGAACUGUAAAUACUCAGAUAAACCAUGGAGCAAGAAUGAGGAAUUUGUGUUCAAUAUUAUUGAUUCGGCCCUUUUAAGAUUCUUUAACAAAUUAUUGGAUUUUAAUGAGUAUAUUUUUAACAAAAAUUUAUUUUUUAAAUAAUUAAAUCUAGCACAUAGAGGAGGAAUAUUGCAUUCUAUUUGCAAAAUAUUAAUUGGAGUUGUUUUGAAGGCUCCUGUAAUAAGGCGUAAACUUGAGUUUUGAAUGACUUCAAGCUUUUUUAAUAAGUUUUUAUUGAAAGCAUAACAUAAAUAACCAUAUUCAAAGUGACUACGGAUUAAUGACUUAUAAAGUAAAAGUAAAAUUUUAGGAUCAGCUCCCCAAUAUGUUUUGGUCAGUGAUUUCAAAAUGUUCAAAGCUCUAGAAGCCUUGACUACUAUGCAAUCAACAUAUUUGUUCCAUGACAUAUUACUAGUUAGUAAUAUACCCAGGAACUUCACUUCCAAUGCUGCCAUUAUGCAAGUAUUAUUGUAAUAAAUGUGUGCUAAAGGGAGGGUUCUUUUUCCAAAAGUAACUACUUUGGAUUUUUCUGAAUUGAUAUUUAUAUCUAAGUAGUUAAAAUAUUUUUGCAAUUUGAGUAAACUCAGAUUGAUUCUGUUUGUUAUUUGGUCUAUGGAAUUUCCAGUUGAAUAAAUUACUAAGUCGUCUGCAAACUGUAGAUUGUUGAUGUAAGGAUCUAAAUUUACAUUUAUUCUAUGUAUGUAAAGUAUAAAUAACAAAGGACUCAAUAUUCCUCCUUGACAUACGCCUUUAGAAGAAUAUUGAGGACCAUACAAACUGUUAUUCCAUUUAACAAAUACUUUCCUCUCAUACAAGAAGCUAAAUAUCCAAUUAAUCAAUUUUUUAGGUAAUCCAAUGCUGGAAAGUUCAUUACACAGUAUUUCCAAAUUUACAUUAUUAAAUGCUCCCUCUAUAUCAAGAAAUACAGAGACCAUAAGUUUUUUUUGGGCUAUUGAUUUCUGAAUAUCAAGUUGUAAUAAGCUGAUACUUUCUUGAGCAGAUUUUCCUUUUCUAAAACCAAAUUGGUUUUCAGGCAAGAUAGAGUUUGUUUCGAUGUAGUAUUCAAGACGUUGUUUUAAAAGCUGUUCAAAUAUUUUACCAACACAAGACGUUAAAGUUAUUGGACGGUAAGAGUCUUCGUGAAAUUCUUUUUUGUGAGGUUUUAAUAUUGGUAUCAAACAGUCAACUUUCCAAUCUUCAGGAAUGAGAUUGUUUGUCCAUAAGUUAUUAAAAAUGUGACACAAGAUUCUCAAUACAUUAUCAUCCAAUUUUUUUAAUAAAAUAUAUGGAAUACCAUCUAAACCAAAUGCUGUGUCUCUUCUGUAAUGUAUUGCUGUUUUUAACUCUGUAACUGUGAAUGGGUUUAAGAGAAAGCUGUUGGUAGGAUUAAUAGAAUUGUCAACAAAGUUUAAUCUAUUUAUAUUUACAUAGUCAGGAGUAUAUUUAUUUAAAAAAUUUAAAACCCACUCUCUGUCAUUGUUGUUAAAUUUUUUUUUAUAAGAAUAUGUUUUAUUAAAUUUUUUCAUAAAUGUCCAAAUUGUUGUUAAAGGAGUGGUGCGAUUAAAAGAUUGACAUAACUCAUGCCAACUAGCUUCUCUUUCCCUCUUUAAAGUUAGUUUUUUUAAAGCUUGUAAUUUUUUAAAACUUAAGUAAUUUUCUUGUGUUGGAUCAUGUUUAAAUUGUAUGUAUGCCUGCUUACAGUUUUGAACAGCGUUGGUACAUUUGUUAUUCCACCAUGGAAGACACAACUUUUUUUUAAAAUUAUUUGGGUAUUUUUUAUGUAUUUUUUUUUUUGGGGUAGAUUUUUGCACAACUUUAUGAAUUAAGUUAAUAAAUUUCAUAUAUGUAUCCAAUGGCGAAUUUUCCUCCAAAAUAAAACCUGAAAUCAUGUCUUGCAUUUCUUUAUUAAAGAUAUCCCAAUUUAUAGUUUUAUAGUUGGGGAAUUUUGGUAAAUUGUGACCUCCUCUUAUAUCUUCAAUAUCAUUCUGUCGUACUAGUACAUUUAAAAUUACAGGCAAAUGAUAUGAUCCAAGAGGGUCAUCAUGAACAGACCAAUUACAAUUCAAAGCAAGAGAUGGAGAAACAAGAGAUAUAUCUAAAACAUUAGGGCGCCAAGAUAGCGAGCCAAUAGUUGUCAGCUCCCCGUUAUUUAAUAAGACUAAAUUGUUAUCAUCAAUGACCUCAAGAAGAUUUCUACCUCUACUGUUAAUAUCAUAACUUCCCCAAACUGUGUGAUUAGCAUUAAAAUCGCCACCAAGUAUGAGAGGCUUUGGAAUAUUUUUAAUUAAUGAAUCUAAAAUACUUCUGUUAAAAUUAGCACUAGGUGGGCUAUAAAAACUAAUAAUACUUAUUUCUUUAUCAUAAAUCUUAAUUCCUAUGCAUAUAUUUUGAUGAUCAUUGUCACAAUAAGUGUUUAUAUUUGUGUAUGAUAUACUUUUGUGUAUAAUGAUUGCGACACCAUUAUGUUUGCUGCCUAUAUCUUUUCUUUCAAUAUUGUAGCCCCUGAUAUUCAAUUUUUUUUCUGGCUUAAGCCAUGUUUCACAUAUUAAGGCAAUGUGAAUGUCAUGUUCAUAUAAAAAUUGUGUUAAAAUAUGUUGAUUACAUAGCAAACUCUGAGCAUUCCACUGAACUAUGUUAAUAUAAUCCAUUAUUUUUUGGAAGAUGGUUUUUUACUGAAUGUUUCAAGGAGAAUGUUUUUUAUAUUAUUUGUACUAAUUGGAUUAUUAUCUGUUUUUGUUGCUAUGAUUUUAAUGAUUGAUUCUACUAAUAAAUUUAAAAAGGUGUCAGACUUGAAAGCAUUUUGUAAUUGCUUAUUUGGAUCAUUAUGUAAGGGUGGAAAUGACUUUUCAUUGAGUAAAUCUGAGUACUUAACAGCUCUCGCCUUUAUUUUAUUUUCGUUAAUUUUAUUCUUUUUAAUGGGACACUCUGCGGAGACUGCUAUGUGGUUGCCUCCACAAUUGCUACAUUUAGCAUUGGUUUUAUCGAUAGUACAGUCCUUGAAAUUGUGAUUUUCUGUGCAAAUACUGCAUUUUACUGCAUUUUUACAAUACUUUGCAAUAUGGUCAAAUCUUAGACAUUUAAGGCAUUGCUUAACAGGAGGUAUAUAAGGACUUACCUCGUGCCUCCAAGAAUCCAAAUGAACGUAAUCUGGUAGCUGGGUGGCCGCAAAAGUGAUUGCUACCGUCCCUGUAGGCUGAAAUGUAUAUUGUUCUGAUGACUUAACUCUUGACAUUAAUCUUCUUACUUGAAUUAUGUUGCAUGUACUAGCUAGUAAAUUAAAUAUUUCCUUAUUAGAAAGUGUAAGAGGAACUCCCCUUAGUACACCUGUGACCUCGGUAGCAGAUGCCGGGAUACUAGGAUUUAAGUUCAGAUGUUUGUGGAAUUUUUCAUUUUGUAUAAAUACAUUGGCAUUAUUUGCAAUAUCAAAUACUAUACCUACUUUAAAUUUAUUUAUUGUUUUUAGAUAUUUCACACCGUUAACACAAUACUGUCUGAUUCCAGACGAAAUAUUUAGUUUUUCUUUUUCUCCUAUGGGGUUUUCGGAAUUAUUGCUGGUUAAAAAUACAAUAUAUUCAUUGUUGCGUGUAUUUUCGAAGUAUUUACGUAUAUAAUUGCUGGAUUUGAAGGGAGUAAAUUUUUCCUGCUCCAUUUCACAGUCACUUGAACCGCCACUUGGAGAAGGCGAAGCCUCUUUUUUUCUCUUAAACCUGGAGCCCCCCAUGAUAAGGGGCUCCCGAAACUUAAAAUUUGGUCUAAUAAAUACUUUAAAACAAUUUAUCAGAAAAUUAUUUAAAAAGAUGCGCCCACUUAGUUCAAACGUUCCCGCGCUUUUUUUUCUUAUUCCAAAACAAAAAUAUUAAAACAUAAAAUGAGAAUGACAUGACAUGACCGUGACAAUGACAAUUAACGAUAACACGGGCCAAAAAGACGUACAUCACAGACUACUAAUCAGUAGUCUUUCAAGAGUAAAUAUGUUCCUUGCUUUCAACCAUUAAAUCAAUGAAAUAUUAAAUUAUUUCAUGGUUUUAAUGAUUAAUUUCCAGUAAGUAAUCAAGACAUUGCAAGCAAGUGGAACGGGAAACACUGCGGUUAUAUUCUUUGAUUGUCAGUGUCAUAUUAGAUAGGCCAAAAGAUUAAAACUUAGAGCCACAUAGUCAGUUUAAAAAAACAAAUGUCAAUUUCAUUUUCAUUCAAAAAUAACGAUUAUUUACCGGUUUCGAUUUUCGCCGUUGUUCAUUUCAUUGUGAUUUGUGUAAAAUUGUAGUGAUAAAUUAUCAAUAUGUCUCAACAAGUUAAAAACUCAAUCACUCUCCGAGGUUCGGCGCAAAUAGUGUGUGAAUAUUUGAAAUUUGCAAUAAACUCGGUGUUGUUCCAAAGAGGCCUCUAUCCACCAGAGACCUUCAAAGCAGAGCAGCAGUAUGGAAUCACAUUACUAUUGUCAGAAGAUGCUCAAAUUAAAAACUUUCUCACAAAUCUCUUAACUCAGAGUGAAGAAUGGAUAGUAAACAAAAAAGUAAGCAAACUUUCCCUCAUAAUAGUCAAUGUGGCAAACAAGGAAGUAUUGGAGUGCUGGGAUUUCAACGUCCAAUAUGAAGAUGGUGAUGCAGAGUUAUCUAAAGAGAUGAAGGAGACUGUUGGUUCCAAAGACUUGAAGAAGAUCCAGCAAGAAAUAAGAGAUGUUAUGUUACAGGUAGCAGCAACAAUAUCAUACUUACCGUUCCUCGAUUGCCGAUGCUCAUUCGACGUGUUGGUGCACGCUAAAACUAAUUGUGAUAUCCCGGAGAAGUGGGCGGAGGCAGAACCGGUGGCCAUUGCCAACGCACAGAAUGUACAGUUGAAGACUUUCUCCACCAGCCUACACAAGAUGGAGACGGUUGUUAGUUAUAAGCUUGUGGAUUAGGUAAAUUCAAUGAAGCACAGUUUAUACAAGUCUCAUUGGCAGAUGACGUCAAUCUACCAUCAUCAUCAUGUCUUCUUUUCCUUAUCCCACUUAUGUGGGAACCAUUUCCAUUUGUAAAUAUGUGCAAAGAAAUGAUAAAAAGGUAAUCUGUCAGUCUUAACCAAUAAUAUAGAGAGGAAAGAUUUUUCGUUUGUUUCGAAUAAUCUCCGAAACUACUGGACUUGGCAAGUUUGUUGAUGACACUCCUAUGACAUUCCUCGGGUGUGAAAUAGUACGCGCGGGGCAUCGCUACCCCCCUCUCGGCCUGCGCGGACCAUCGGGAGUGUCAUCGAACGUAUUUGCCAGGCUAUACUAAAAUGUUUUUGGUUGAAUUUUUAUUCCGCGGAACGAAGAAGUCGCUCGCGUCAUCUAGUAUUUAAUAGGGUAGUUGACUCAUAUUAAAUUAAUUAAUAUUAUCACCCACUGCAGGACAUAGGCCUUUUGUAGGGACUUCCAAUUAUUAUAAUUCUAUAUCAAUUAAUAAACGUUAAGUCUUUUAAAACUCAAUUUAAAUGUCACGUAUUUUUUCAAAAUCUCCACACGCCAAAAACGCUGUCGUCCAUUUUGUGACGUCACAAAUACCCUUGAUGUACUAAACGUCGAACUAAUUGUUAGCUAAUAUUUUUGUCAAACACUCCGUUCGUAUGGGAUUUAUUGUAGUGACGUCAUAAAACAGUUGAAAUAUAGACUGUCAUGGCCGACAUUCGUUUUGUCUCGUAUUGUCAAAAACAUAUUUAAAAACUAAUAUUUUCAUGUAAUCAUGUCUUGAAAAAAAUAUGAAACAAUUUUUUUUAGUCUAGCAGAACGUUAUUGAACUAUUUAAGACUAUUUAAAAAACGUGUCAACUAGCCUAUAUAAGUAGGCUCUUGCUCAGCCUAUUUUAGAUCAUGAUUACCUGGUAUAGGAUGGAAGUUAGGCUGUUAUAUUCAGUAACUUUCUUAAAAACAAUAAUUUGAAUGACGUCAUCGGUCAGAUUGUUAAGAGAAUGUGUUUCAUUGUUAGUUAUGUAUAAGUAGAAUGUUUUAGAUGUAUGGUUUUACUUUUAGUGCAGCAUUAGAUUAGUGAACUGUUCUAGAUUUAUUUGAUGCCAGUAAUUUGUUCCAAAUUAUCAUCUAAAAGUUUUUUUGAUCAUCGGUAAAAGUAGUUAUUUCUGGAUAAAGGGCAUGUACUUUAUUUUAUGUAUAUCUGAAAUUGGGAGCAAAGUAAUCGAGCCGCCUGAGCCACAUUGAAUUAACAGGGGGCCUAAUGGCAGUUUGAUACUGUAACUGUCACGUAACGUAAACGCGAUUUCCUAAGGAAUUGAAACAGCGCCAUCUAGUGGCACUACUGCACAACAGUUUCAAUUCCAUAUAAAUUUGUGUUUACGUCAACGUGAUAGUAACAGUAUGAAGAUAUUGAAAACUCCCACUAGGCACACAGAUACUUUUAACGACUAUUUUAACGUUUCCUGUUAAUAGUCAAAUGCUUGGUAGGAUGACAUUUUGAUUCUUGUAAUACCUCGAAAUCUUGCGAUUAUUUUUAUCUUACCCUUAAUUUUUAAUUUAAAUUAUCCAUUUAUUUUAUUAUUAUUAAAAUCACUGUAUCUUCUAGUGGCAGUUUUCAAUGUUUUCAUACUGUGACGAUCGCACAAAUGUAAACGCGAAUUUAUAUGGAAUUAAAACAGUUGUGCAGUAGUACCACUAGAUGGUGCUGUUUCAAUUCCUUAGAUUUUCGCGUUUACGUUUACGCGAUCGUCACAGUAUCAAACUGACACUAGGCACUCUGGACUGAAGUGGACCUACAAUACUUGUUGUAGUGUUGUAUGGCUACUCCCAUUAUAUUGUAAGUUUCCCAUACAAAUUAUGUAUAAUUGUAGUUAAUAUGUGUAUAUAGAACUGUGAUAGUAUUUUAAGUUAAAUAAUAAGCCUUUUCUAACAAUUAUAACUCGUGUGAUUAGUCACUGUCAUAACUGUAUAAUGACUAGAUGAACGUAGCUGAAUCUAGUAGUAGGGGGGAGCUCUAGAGGUGAUUUUGGGAUUUACUCAAGUGUAGCAGAUGAACAUAGGGUGGAUUAGGGUAAAGUGGGUAGUUACAAGCUUUGACUAUUUUGUUGGUAAUGCUGUGUAUCUCAACACAGAAGUCUUGGGUUUUCCAAUCCACAGAUUCCCACAACGCUUGAGUAAAGUCCCAUUUAGCAUCAUGGGCUCCCCUUCCCCUCGGCUUCGUGGUCGGUUUAUAUUUAUACGAUGGACUGCAAGCCUUACAACAGCACUUUUGCAGCAUUUGUUUAAAUGUUUCUUGAGUAUUUUUUGUUUAAUAUAAUUUGUAGUUGGUAUGUGCAUGACAUGGGGUACCGAAGUUUUACCAAUAUUCUUAACAGAGUAAGGCCGGCCAUAGACGAACAGCUUGAAGCAAUCAGAAUUCACUGCUUCAAGCUGCGACUGCAUACAGUGUGCCUAGUGGGAGUUUUCAAUGUUUUCAUACUGUUACUAUUGCGUUAACGUAAUACGCGAAAAUACAAUAGCAAUUUCGUUCACUUAUUUCAGCUAUUUUAACAAGAAAUUAGUGAACCGCUUUUCGUAAAAAUUAAAUGGGACCAAUCUGGAAGUAACUAUACUCUUUUAAACAAACAAGUAAUUUUCAAAAUUGGUUAAUAAAUGACGAAAGGUAACAGAAAAAAAUCAUAGUCGAAUUGAGAACUUUUUCCUAUUUUAUCCAAGUCGGUUAAAAAUAUAAAUUGCCAACUGCUCGAGCAUUUAAUGGCAGCUUCAUGCUGUUGACUCUUGAAAGCAAGAGCGGUCUCUGUAUGUAGAUCACUAGCUAACUGGUCGUGUAUGGCCGGCUUUAAAUUUAAACUAAACUUGCGUUUUUGAGUAACAUUUGGGGUGUUUUGAUUAUGUAGUUCACAUUGAAUUUUUAAAAAGUUGAAUUAAAUAUACAAGAUUUGAGUAA
Messenger RNA from Bicyclus anynana (squinting bush brown), 8568 nucleotides. RefSeq names its product mitotic spindle assembly checkpoint protein MAD2A (gene mad2). Gene Ontology annotation, cellular component: cytoplasm; kinetochore; nucleoplasm. Gene Ontology annotation, biological process: mitotic spindle assembly checkpoint signaling. Bases 4978 to 5598 code for a protein of 206 amino acids. The record is from RefSeq and is a predicted model, not a curated record. Lineage: Eukaryota; Metazoa; Arthropoda; Insecta; Lepidoptera; Nymphalidae. The transcript has 4 exons.